This is a messenger RNA of Homo sapiens (human), 6572 nucleotides long. RefSeq names its product BACH transcriptional regulator 2 (gene BACH2). Gene Ontology annotation, cellular component: nucleus; cytoplasm. Gene Ontology annotation, molecular function: DNA-binding transcription repressor activity, RNA polymerase II-specific; DNA-binding transcription factor activity; RNA polymerase II cis-regulatory region sequence-specific DNA binding. The record is from RefSeq and is marked validated. Lineage: Eukaryota; Metazoa; Chordata; Mammalia; Primates; Hominidae. Gene Ontology annotation, biological process: negative regulation of transcription by RNA polymerase II; regulation of DNA-templated transcription.
AGGUAAAACUUCCUUUUCCUGUAGAUCAAAUCACAGAUCUUCCAAGGAACGAUUUCCAGAUGAUGAUUAAAAUGCACAAGCUAACCUCAGAACAGUUAGAGUUUAUUCAUGAUGUCCGACGGCGCAGCAAGAACCGCAUCGCGGCCCAGCGCUGCCGCAAAAGGAAACUGGACUGUAUUCAGAAUUUAGAAUGUGAAAUCCGCAAAUUGGUGUGUGAGAAAGAGAAACUGUUGUCAGAGAGGAAUCAACUGAAAGCAUGCAUGGGGGAACUGUUGGACAACUUCUCCUGCCUUUCCCAGGAAGUUUGCCGAGACAUCCAGAGCCCCGAGCAGAUCCAGGCCCUGCAUCGGUAUUGCCCUGUCCUCAGACCCAUGGACUUGCCCACGGCCUCCAGUAUUAACCCUGCGCCCUUGGGUGCUGAGCAGAACAUUGCGGCCUCCCAAUGCGCAGUGGGGGAAAACGUGCCCUGCUGCUUGGAGCCAGGCGCGGCUCCCCCCGGACCCCCCUGGGCACCCAGCAACACCUCCGAGAAUUGUACCUCUGGGAGGAGACUAGAAGGCACUGACCCGGGAACCUUCUCAGAGAGAGGACCUCCUCUUGAACCCAGGAGCCAAACAGUGACCGUGGACUUCUGCCAGGAAAUGACUGAUAAGUGUACAACUGACGAACAGCCCAGGAAAGAUUAUACCUAGUGACUCGGCUCUGCCUCCCAGUCCGCACACCUCUCCCAUCCAGGCGUUCUUCAGUCAGCCUGUGGCACUGUUCAUCUGCUGUCCCGAAGAAACCGAGAACACAUUUGGUGCACACUACAGCGGUCUUAGCAGCAAUACUGUUCCGAAGUAUCCUCUCCUCUUCUCGAGCAGGAGUGAUAGUUACCUUCACAAUGGUGCUACCCCUUGCCCAGGCAAGGAAAGACAGCAGUGAUGACACUGUCUGUCUGUGGCUCAAUUUCAGUCUUCACAGGGAUAGACUACAACACCUCUAGGCCCCAACCACGGAUUUUUUUUCUCAGUGGCCCAUGUCACAAACCCUAUCUCAGGAAUUUCUUCUGAAUGUUCAAUUUUUUUCAUUGAAGACAGCUUCUAUACACAUCAAAGUUUUAUAGCUAGACUGUACAUAUUAUAUAUAAUAUAUAUAUAAAAUAUAUAUAUAUAUAUAUAUAUAUCCAUAUGCAAAAGUCCUGCAUGCCUCAACUUUCUCAUCCUAAAACUGGAAACUUAUUUCUCAUUUAGAAACAGGUUCCAACAUUCCUCUUCUUUUGUCUCUGAUGCUAGAACUAGUUUGGUAACUGUUAACAUGGUCAUUUUUCUUGCUUCACAGUUCAAUUUUCAAUUCGUACUUAUUUAUGGACAAAAUUCAGUGUUGGAAGCUUUUUCCCAAGGUUUUAUUUCAGAUUUCUUUUUCGUUUGGUUUGGUUUUGGCACCUCCAAGUGGUGUCAUUUGAGCAUUGUAGGUUUGUUUUUUGUUUGUUUGGGGGGUUUUGUUUGUUUUUGUUUUUGUUUUUGUUUUCCUUGCAGAUACUGUACAGUAAUGGUCAACUUUGCCACUUGCACUGAGUUUUGGGUCAAACCUAUUUUCUUAAAUGAAGUUGUAACUUCGGUAUAACUCAAGUAUACUGUAUAUUCUUUGCUUUUAGUUAAAAAAGUAAAACAUUUUAGCUAAUUAAAAAGCACUCAGGUGAUAAUUAUGUAGGAAAAACAAUCUUGCCAAAUAAUGAAUUCAUCCUAGGAUGUGUAGACAAUAAUCUGCUUGAAUAUUUUUAUAUUUCACCUCCUCCCCACCUUUCCCUAAGCAAAGUUUAAACGCAGAUAGAGAGUUCAGAGUUGAUGCUGGAUGUUCAGAUUCCUAAGUGGGGAGAGAGUUUGGACAUCUCACUCAAAAGUACAUCAGAAAAACAGGAAUCCGUGAUUUUAUACCAGAACUCAGCAGGCAUUGGCUCCUAGAAAUCAAGUUAGAAAGUUUUCACCCAGGGAGUAAGUCCCAUUCAUUUCAACACGUCCUGAGGCCUCGGCUUGCUCUUGGAAGUGUUGUGCAGUAGGACCUGCUCCCCUGAAGGACGGGGCCAACCAGCCACUGGCUUUCCUGCCCAGGCUUGGCCUCCCAGGACAUCUGGCCUGAGGGGAUUUGAAUCACAGCCCCGAAGGUCCUGCCUUCACCCCAUUGGGAGAGAGCAGGGCAUCCUGGCAUCUGCGAUCCAUCCCUGACACAGGCUGACACAUUCUUUCUCCUUUCCUUCUCCAAAGGCUUGGAGUUUUCUUCUGAGGUUUUUCUGCCAGUGUCUUGUCUGAAGGCAGACUUCAUUCUGAGGCUUUGGACAAGCUAUCACCGGGAACCCUCCCUGUCCCCUUCCCGAAUCACACACAUACCCUACCCUCACCUGAUGAUAAUUUUCUCUUCUUGCUGCAAAACUGGUUGGCUUGCAACCCAGAGAGAGCAGCUUCCCUUGGCUCUGGGGCCGUGUUGGCCCCAGCCACGUUUACAGGAAGGUGUGCCCCAGAGGAGGAGGAAUCAGCUCCCUCGCUCCAGUGGCCUUGGGUCCGGGUCUCACUGAGCAGCCCGAGGGCCACUCCAGCCCGGCUGGGGAAGAGAGUCCUGAACGGUUUGAUGUGGGGAUGGGGUGGUGGGCAGUGGGGAAUAGAUGGUUGACUUUGUUUCUUUAUUUGUGCCAUUGUUUGGACAAUAUUAAAGCUGCAUGUAAAAGGGGAAAUUAGUAUAUGAUGUAGGCUAAAAGUGAAAUCAUAGUAACAUAUGUUUUAGUAUUAUUAACUUUUUUCUGUACAAAUAUUAGCACUAAAUGUUUAAAUAUGUAUGAAUGCCAGAAAUUUGUCAGUUCAUGCAGUAGGAUAAAAAAAAAAAAAAAAAAAAAAAAAAGGCUUUUCUUUUUAAACAGUUCCACUUUUAAAACCUGCCUCUGGGUUUUUGUUUUUUCUUGUUUGUGUGUGUGUGUGUGUGUGUGUGUGUGUGUGUGUGUGUGUGUGUGUGUGUCUGAAACAGAUCUUGAUAAAGCUCUGUGUUGGAGCUGCUGGUUUUUGUUAUGGUUGUUGGAAUUUCUUGGCCUACUAGGACAGUUCUGUGCUUCACCAUGAGGUUUGCCUUUGUGGAAAACUGGUGACAGUGAGAAUAUAAACUCAAUGUGAAUCACGUGAUACUUCGCAGGCGUGUGUUACAGUGGAGUCAGCUGACAGUAUUUUGCUUUUUAACUCUAUUGUUGCCUUUCCAAGUGACCUCUCCUCUUCUUUUAAAAAAAGAACACUUUCUGCUCAUAUCAUAACCAGGUCCAACCCAGCUUCUUGGCAUGAGGUUUACCCUGGUAACAACUCAUGUGCAACUGGUAGUCUUGACCACAUUCCAUCCAUUUCCUCAGGUUUCUGUGGUUCAGUAGCCCAGACCUGUUUGGCAGCCAUUUCUAGCAGGGGCGGGGCCUCUUUAUUUCUCUCCACCCUAACUCAGACCUCACCUUCCUCCCACCCACCCCUGCCUUGCUUUUCUUCCUCUUCCCCCAACCUAACUUCUGCCAUGGGAACUGGUUAAAAACACUGCUCUAAAAACCAUCUUCCAAUUUCAUAGAGAUUUCUCACAAGUUAUUUCAUUCAUAAUCCACCAUGAACAGUGACUAGCUUCGUGCAGUUGUUCAUGUGAUGUGUGUGUGUCUUUUCCUAUUCAGAACUAUGUGCUUGUCAAAAUUAUUUCUGGGUUGAUUCAAAGGGAGGACUUGCUGGGGACCAGAAUCCAAACGGCCUCAAGUGGAAUUUUAAAACCUAGCCUGUCUCUUUUCCCUGGGAUCCCUCUGUCAACCCCACGCCUUUUAGGAAAAAGAAAAGUGAGUGAACAGCAAGGAAGAGUGUUUGCACAGUACAGUAACAUUUGGUUGUUCUUAAGGCUCUUUUCUUACAAAAAUAAGAGACCCUCCAACCACGGGCUGUUUAGGAGGAUGCCUGCUUGGGUCUCCAAAUGGCUGGGGUAGGAAUGGUUGUUGGGGCAGAGCCAGUGGAGGUGAGUGACCCUGAGACUAAUGAACAUCCCACCUAAAUCCAGUCCUCCCCUUGGAUCUGCCUUUGUCCUGCUUGUGUAUCCAGGCAACCUCUUUUCAAGUUGGUCAGGCUUUGGACAGGUGAGUGAUUUGCUGUAUGUGUUUGUUUCUCUGCGUUACCUGGGGGUGCCUUGAUUAAAAUCGAACUUUAUUACAUACUGAUUCUGGAACAAAACAGUUAGAAAAACUUUAAAAAAAAAAAAACCGACAAAGUUACGAGGCCAUCCUGCUAUUUAUCUUCUGAGUUCCCAGCAAUGACUCAGGCAUCAGAGAUGAUGCUGCAGUGGAAAACCUGACUCUGUGUGUCUGCAACUGAAUGUUGUGCGAGUAAUUUAUUAACUGUCUUUCUAAAGGUUUGCUGCUUUUAAGAUGCACUAUAAUUCGGGAUGUAAUCCUUACAUUGCUUUUCCAAGGAAGGGAACAAAAGUCUAGUGAUUAGUAUGCCAACUGCCACUACUCCUUCAAAAGGAGCCAGGACCAGCGACAAGACUCAUGAGAGGACUGGCUAAAGUGAAGUGUGCACAGUGUGAAGUUUAAUGCUGUUGUCAAGAGGCCUAAACCCACAUUUUCUCUUUUAAUAUUUUAUGAUUGCCAUCAAAGAAGAAGAAAAAGAAGGAACAGACAAAGGUUUGAAAAUGAUAAGCCUGUUAAGACACCAAAAACUCCUGUCCCGUGAAGCUGCUUGACAUCCUGUGGAGUAGCAUAAUCCUCUCAAAAUGAGGAAGAGCUGCCUGCAAAGCUUUCUCAAGUCCCUAUUUGGCUACCUACUUCUCUACAUUAUGCCCCAUUUAAACUAGGAGCUGUCUUAGAAAUGACUUCAAACUGCUUCACUAUUGCUUACAGUUUAGGAGGAGUCUCAGAUCCAGAAGGAGCAAGAAUCAAGUUUGGUCCUCAAAUGACUGUAAAUAGACUAAAGAACAAGGUGUUUUUUGUUUUUGUUUUUGUUUUCUAAGAAUAAAGCUGUUCGUUGUAUCAUGAGUUAGUGUUUCUUCCCCAAACUGAAGACUGUGUUGGAAGUGCAAUUUCUGGUGAGUCAGUCCACAAUACAAUGCCCUGUGUGGAGUUGGUAUUCAUACAGGAAAUCUGUGUGCACGAGGCAUUGUGUGUUGAAAGUGUAUGUUUAUAGUACUGCCUGAGCCAUCUCAUGACCCCAGCGUCCAAAACCGAUGCUGUAGAACAGAACAUAUCUGUACACAAAUAGUGUGUGCAAAUAGCAUUUGUACAUAGAAAAGUCUCAUUGUGGCAGAUUGAGCAUAAAUUAUUCAACUGACGGUGCAAAAACAUUACUUGCAAAGAAAAGUUUAUAGUAUUUUCCUACACUCCACCCUGGGAGAUGAUAUUUCUAUCAAAUGAAUAUCAGUGCAUUUUAAAUGUAAUAUGAAAACGAUGCUGCCAUUUUGUGAAGAAUACCCACUUGGUUGCAGAGGCCAACUUUCAUAGCUUUGAUUUAAUGUUGUGACACGGUGUAUGCAUUUUGCUGUCAAGCAAUGGAUAAACAGCUCUGACUUUCAUUCUCAUUCCAGUUUAUUGACCUCAGAUAAAACACUGGCCCUUCUUAGAAGCAGAAGUGUGCACCAAGACCAUUCAUUUCAGGUAGACUCACAUUCAGUGCCAAGUGCUCCCAUGGGAAUAAUCAGACGCAUAUGUUGCGAAAGAGUGAAGGGACUUGGACAAAGAGGGGUUUUCCUACAGAUGGAUGCUCAGUCUUCUACCAAAACAUGUUUGGAGGCAGAACUAUGACCUCCCCUUAAGUCCUAACAAUGUAUUUUGUGUGUGCAAAUCCUGGGAUGCCCGUUUCACGCUCUGACAUAAAGACAUGGCACCUCUAGUGAGUGAUCAGGAAGAUUCCAUAUGCAUUUGGGAGCUUCAGGUGCUUGUUAGACACAGUGAGCCAUUCAAGGCAAGCACCACCUUUGCUAGUGAGGCCAAGAGAGCCUGUGACAAUUUGACAAUUUGUUCCAGAACCAGUCUGAUGCAAGUGCACCUCUAAUAUAUGCCUUACAAACUCCAGAGGCCAUAUUCAAAACAGGGUCUUCUCAGUGUAUGCAAGGGGCUGCAGCCCCUCUUCUCUUCCUCCCCAGGUUGAACAAUACGGACAGUUUUCACACAUAUCUACCUGUAUAACCCUCUGUACCUCUCAUAACUGGUCAACGACUGUAACAGGUUACAUCAGGUGUUUUUCUACAUACUUUUUACACAGAUUCUAUGCGAUUAAUGUAAUUUAAUUCAAUGCAUCAUUUUAUUGUACUAGUUCUUAGGCUUGUCCUUAUUUUUUUCUAAGUGAUUGUGGUUUUUCUCGUGGUUUUUAUUGUAAAAAAUGAAAGGCUGUUGAUGCUUAUUCUCUGUAACUAAGAAUUUUUACCUUUUGGGGGAAAAAAGCAUUGCUAUGAACUAAUGAAUUGAAACUUCAUUUACUCAUUGUAAAUACACUAUUGUGCAAAAAAAGUUUUCACUCAAUUGAAUUGCUAGUGUUAACUGAAUUUUGUCUAGACACCAUUUCUGUUGAUGAAAUAAAGACAUAUCAUUAUGCAUUGUAAACUGA